This is a messenger RNA of Vigna unguiculata (cowpea), 2039 nucleotides long. RefSeq names its product aspartate/glutamate/uridylate kinase family protein. Gene Ontology annotation, molecular function: UMP kinase activity. Gene Ontology annotation, cellular component: cytoplasm. Gene Ontology annotation, biological process: UDP biosynthetic process. The record is from RefSeq and is a predicted model, not a curated record. NCBI's taxonomy places the organism in Eukaryota, Viridiplantae, Streptophyta, Magnoliopsida, Fabales, Fabaceae.
GCCUGUCACCAGUUGAUCCAAAUUCCCCCCACUCCAGGACUAGUAAAAGUGCGUGUAAUGCACUCGCUCUUGGCACUUAACGGGACCGUCACCCGCGUGACGGCAGAUACCAGACCCACUCACGGAAGGCACGCUCCGUCAAACCCUCCCACACACACCUUCUCUCAACGCUCCAUUCUCUUUCCCUAACGUCCCCGACGACGCCGUAACGUCCUCCCUCACCGUUAUGGCCUCUUGCGACGACGACGACGACUUCUCUCUACUCCGUGACGAUAACCACCACCUCCACCAACCUUACGCCCCGCACCACCACUUCUCCCCCUCCGCCGUCGCCGUCGCUCCUGUCCCACCCAAAUCCGUUGCCGACGACGCCGACGACUAUGGAAACCCCUUCGACGACGACGGUGGUAGCGAGAAGCGCAAGGACCGGGAAGAGAUCGGCGAGGGAGCCACGUCGUACGGAUUCAACAAGAGAUCUAAGGCUCCGCAGUCGAGUGCAGGUAGCGCGGAGUACCGGAAGGACAGGGAGGAGUGGAGCGACACGGCCAUCGUGUGCCUCCUCGAGGCGUACACGGAGAAGUUCACACAGCUGAAUCGGGGAAACCUGAGAGGAAGGGAUUGGGAGGAGGUUGCGUUUGUGGUGAGCGAACGGUGCGAGAACCAAUCGAAAAGCGUGGAACAGUGUAAGAACAAGGUAGAUAACCUAAAAAAGAGGUACAAAUUGGAGCGACAAAGAAUGAGCAGUGGCUGCAUUUCUACCAGUCACUGGCCUUGGUUCAAACAAUUGGAGCAGAUCGUCGGGAAUUCUCUUCCAGCCAAAUUCUCAGAUGAGGAUAAAGCGGUUGUUUCUGCCGGAACUUCGCCCAGACAAUCGAAGAGAUAUGGAGUGGCAACACCCAGCACAGGUCAAGCGAAUAGCAUUAGGUCAAAAGCACUGACAAACCUUAGAUGGCGGAGGGUAGUCUUCAAAAUUAGUGGAGCAGCUCUCACUGGAUCUGAUACCUGCAACAUGGACCCUAAGGUGGCUAUGUUAGUUUCAAGAGAAGUUGCCAUAGCUUCCCGCCUUGGUGUUGAGGUUGCGAUUGUUGUUGGAGGAUGUAAUUUCUUCUCUGGAGAUGCAUGGGUAAAUGCAACAGGUUUAGAAAGAUGUACUGCAUACCAAGUUGGCAUGAUGGCAACAGUGAUGAAUUCAAUAUUGCUCCAAUCGACUCUAGAGAAGAUGGGUGUUCAGACUCGUGUACAAACUUCAAUUGCCAUGCAGGAGUUUGCUGAACUAUACAAUAGGCAGCGGGCUAUAAGACAUCUUGAGAAAGGAAGAGUUAUUAUAUUUGGUGGCAUCAGUUUUGGUGCUGGCAAUCCACUUUUCUCAACUGACAUAGCUGCAGCUCUUCGUGCUUCUGAGAUUAAUGCUGAAGCAGUCCUCAAGGGUACCAAUGUAGACGGUGUGUAUGACUGCAACUCACGAGAUAACAAUUUCACUUUUGAGCACAUAUCCUUCAGAGAGCUGGGGUCAAGAGGAAUCACUUCUAUGGAUGCGUCAGCGCUGAGUUUCUGCAAGGAAAAUGCCAUUCCUGUCGUGGUUUUUAAUCUACUGGAGCCUGGGAACAUCUCUAAAGCUUUAUGUGGAGAACAAGUUGGCACACUAAUUGAUCAAACUGGAGCAGUAAGCUAACAGUUAAUUCAGCUUAUUCAAUUAUUGUUAGCCACACUGUCGACAUCAAGUUGAGUGGGAUCUUUGCCAUGGCUAAGAUUUUUUAAGAAGAAAAUAUCAAAUCCAGACAGAUUCUGUGGCAAGAUUGUAGAAAUCGUACUUUGGAACUGUAAUCACAAAUUCCCUUUCACUAAUUUUAGGUGGUGGUUGUAAUUUUAAUAAGCUUCUGUAAAAAAAAAAAAGAAAAAAAAGAGAGAAUGUUUUUGUAUAUUAUUCCUAGGUGAAUUGUAGAAUAGUAGUAAUGAAUUAGCAGUAGUCCCCCUUUAUAGCCGAUGUAAACAGAUGCAGAGUAAUUCAACUUUAUUUAUUAUUGCAACAGUACUAAUAA